Acanthosepion pharaonis is the source of this 2148-nucleotide messenger RNA. The record is from the annotation of a GenBank genome assembly. Lineage: Eukaryota; Metazoa; Mollusca; Cephalopoda; Sepiida; Sepiidae.
AUGUUUGAGCGCCUUGGACUAAAUCUUGAUGUUUUCAGAGGUGAAAGUGAAGACGAAGAUGACGUCCCCAACGCUGAAAGCUUGAAGAUUGUUGACAUUGAACUAAAUGUGGCCCAGAACACCCAAGAGCACCAUUGCGAUGAAUAUGAUAUUACAAGAGACACGGAUGACACUGGUAAAUACCAGACUCCAAAAUUGGUGGUCAGAAGAGGUCAAUCCUUCGACAUUACUCUUUGUUUGAAUCGCCCUUACAAUAAGGAUACCGAUAAAGUAGCUCUUCAAUUUGCAGUUGGUGAACGCCCCAAAAUGGCCAAGAAAACGCUGAUCAGGUUGCCGAUCAACACAACUGAAGACGACAGCGGCUGGACAGUUACACUUAAGGGUACCAAAGGUAAUGAAAUGACUGUGACCGUCACUACUCCAAAUACCUGUUACGUAGGUAAAUGGAGACUAAUGGGAUGUGUCACUGACAGCGACAAUCAAACAAGAUUAAGCAGAAAGAAGGAAGUUUACAUCAUUUUCAAUCCAUUCAACAAAGAUGAUGAUGUUUACAUGAGUGAUCCAACGAACAGAGAAGAAUAUGUUUUGAACGAGUAUGGUUUGAUCUUUGUUGGUACAUCUGCUAACAUCAGCAAGAGGAAUUGGAACUUCGCUCAGUUCCAAGGAAAUAUUCUGGAUUGUGUUAUGUACCUCUUGGACAAGAGUGAAAUGCCAUACACCGAUCGCGGCAAAGCGAUGCUUGUGUCUCGAAGACUUUCAGCUAUGGUAAACGAAGCCGAUGACGGUGGCGUAUUGGUAGGAAACUGGAGUGGUAACUACGAAGGCGGCAUAUCACCCCUCGAGUGGCAGGGAAGUGAGAGAAUCCUUGAACAAUACUGGGCAACAAAAAAGAGAGUAAAGUAUGGCCAAUGCUGGGUAUUCUCCGGAGUCCUGACAACAGUAUGCCGUGCUCUUGGUAUCCCGUGCCGAAGUGUAACCAAUUUCAGCUCUGCCCACGACACAGACAGCAGUGUAACCAUUGACAAGUUCUACAAUGAAGACUUCGAAAGUGAAGACUAUAUGAACGAAGACAGCGUUUGGAACUUUCAUGUGUGGAACGAGGCUUAUAUGUCUCGCCCAGAUCUGAUUGGAAAAGAUUAUGGUGGAUGGCAGGCGAUCGACGCAACUCCUCAAGAAACUAGUAAUGGUAUUUAUUGUUGCGGCCCAUGUCCUGUACGUGCAAUCAAAAAUGGCGACAUUGGAGUUAAUUAUGACGCUUCAUUCAUUAUGGCCGAAGUGAACGCUGACUCUUUCGCCUGGAUGCGGCAAGAGGACGGAAGCUACAGUAAAUUCCAGUUAUCCAGCGACUCAAUUGGUCGAAAAAUUAGCACCAAAUCCGUGCUGAAACCAGAGAGAAACGACAUCACCCAUGAAUAUAAAUUUGCUGAAGGAACCGCUGCUGAGCGCGCAGCUGUGAUAAGAGCAGUUCGAUCAGGUACCAGAGCUGAUGCCUUCCACACUGGAAUCGAAGACGUGAAAAUGGAAGUUGUAACUGAUCCUAUCCACAUUGGUUCGGAUUUCCGUGCAAAGGUCAAGAUUGAAAACACUUCAAGUGAAAUUCGCAGCAUAAAAGGCAACUUGUCAAUUAUGACUGUAUUCUACACCGGAGUUAUGGCGCACUCAAUUGUGAAGAAGCCGGUUAAACUUGAAAUUCAACCUUCAUCAAGUGAAAUUUUGGAAACAGUUGUUACAUACGAUGAAUAUGCAAACAAGCUGAUGGACCACUGCGGUAUAAAUCUUACCUGUCUGUUGCUGGUUGACAAAACACAUCAACCCCUUCACUACAGCGAUUCUUAUGAACUUGAAAAACCCGACCUUCUGAUCAAAGCUCCAAGCAAGGGCAAAGUGAACGACACUUUUGACGUGGAAGUGUCAUUCAAGAAUCCUUUGAAGGUCAGCCUGACAAGCUGUGUACUCAGAAUUGAAGGACCUGGUAUAACCAAAGGACAAGAUUUUAGACAAAAGAACGUUGGCCCGGGCGAAACUUUCCUUACUUCAGUCAAGUUAACGCCACGUCUGAAAGGAACGCGUACUAUUCACGCUAACUUCUCUUGUGACCAAAUAAUGGGAAUUGAUGGAUCCCAUUUCAUCAACAUCGAACAAUCUUAA